Messenger RNA from Oryctolagus cuniculus (rabbit), 8594 nucleotides. RefSeq names its product transmembrane p24 trafficking protein family member 8 (gene TMED8). The record is from RefSeq and is a predicted model, not a curated record. Lineage: Eukaryota; Metazoa; Chordata; Mammalia; Lagomorpha; Leporidae.
ACGCUCCGGGCGCGGGCUGCAGAUGUCGGACCGGCAGGCGGCUGAGGGGCUGGGCUUCUGGAGCCCCGCAGCGCGUCCGGGGUCGGCCGGCGGUGUUGGAAGAGACGGCCUGGGAGAGCAGGGGAGCCGGGCGGCGGGCUCAGAUAACGAAGAUCUGGACAACGCCAAGGCCACCACUCUGCUGGCCUCUGUUUCGGAUCCAGAACCCCAUUCCUCCCCUGACAGGCUGCAGAUGGUGUCGCCGGGGAGCAAGGAUGCCAAGGAAGACCUGCGGAAAGACGCCAGCACCUUGGAGGCUCAAGCCUUGGUGGACCAGGAUUCGCUGCCGGCAGACCAGGCCCAGGUCCUCCACGAGAGUCCUGUCGUACAGAUGGCCAAGUACCAAGUACCAAAAAGGUCUGGGGACAUGGUUAUGAUCCAGUCGGAGCACACGGGAGCCAUCGAUGUGCUUUCAGCUGACUUGGAAUCUGCAGACCUUCUUGGCGACCACAGAAAAGUCUCCCCGCCUCUGAUGGCGCCUCCGUGCAUCUGGACAUUUGCCAAGGUGAAGGAAUUCAAGAGCAAGCUAGGCAAAGAAAAGAACAGCCGGCUGGUGGUGAAGCGGGGAGAGGUGGUGACCAUCCGGGUGCCCACCCACCCAGAGGGAAAGCGUGUCUGCUGGGAGUUUGCAACCGACGACUACGACAUUGGCUUUGGAGUGUACUUUGACUGGACGCCCGUCACCAGCACUGACAUCACCGUGCAGGUCAGCGAUUCCAGUGAGGAUGAGGAUGAAGAAGAGGAGGAGGAGGAAGAGAUUGAAGAGCCUGUCCCAGCUGGAGAUGUGGAGAGGGGUUCAAGGAGCUCCCUGAGGGGCCGCUAUGGGGAGGUCAUGCCUGUGUACCGGCGGGACAGCCACCGGGACGUGCAAGCUGGCAGCCAUGACUACCCCGGCGAAGGCAUCUACCUGCUCAAGUUUGACAACUCCUACUCGCUGCUGCGCAACAAGACUCUCUACUUCCACGUGUACUACACCAGCUGAAGGGCCGGCCAGGGGGCGGGCUGUUACUUGCUGGCUGAAGCAGGCUGCCAGCCGGGGCCUCUUGCUUUGGAUGGGCAGGAGCUCAAAGUUCAGUGGGAGGCUCCAGAGCCUCUCUCCCUGCCUGGCAUGCCUGACUGUCGACCCCACGUAGCUUCUUCCCUUCCUGGCUGGCUUCUGCAGGUGGUGGUGUGGUGCCCCUGUGCUGUGGUCCCUGACGCGCGCUCUCUUUGCUUCAGACUCCAGCAGAAUCCCUCUGAGAAAGCACCUACCAGGCGAAAGCCUCCAAGGAAGUAGGUUGUCGUCUUUUAAAACUACCUUUGUUUCGGUACAAGGUUUAUCAUCCAGAUGCUGCUCUCGUGAGCCCGUAUCGCCGAUGCUUUCGUGGCGCCCAGUCUUUUUACUUUGGGAGGUGCCAGAAGAGGGAAAAGCACAUUGUCCAGGAAGGAGUCCAGUGUCUUGGAUGGAGCACGCUCCGUCCAGCCUCUCACCACUGCCAUAUUCCCGCCUGCUGGGCAUUCCUGGUCUCCGGCGCAGGCUGUGAGAGCCCACUGCCUUUGGAGGGACAGCAUGGUUCCUAAUGGUUGCCCUCCUCCUUUCCGCCCAGUCCUCGGCGCGUGUUUCUGCCCUUUCGGCAAGAACUUUUGUUCAAUCUAGGUGGUGUUCUGUGUGACCUGAGAUCUUCCAGCGCGAAAGCUGCCUCUGGCACUUCCUGUCCUGGGAGCUGCUCUCCCUCCCAAGGCCACUGGUGACCCGAGCAGGAAGGUACUGAAAUGAUCUCAGAACCCAGCUGUUUGAAAGUCAGGUGUUGUCAUUUUUUUUUCUUUUAUAAAAGAAGAAGGGAUGUCAUCUGAGAGAGAAGGUUAAAAAUAAAAAACGCCAUCUUAUUCCCCACCACCCUUUCCUUCUCUGUUCAGAGUAGAAGUGUCACUGAGAAAUUUGGCUUUGCAGUCAAAUGCGGUGAAACCCAUCAGGUUUCCCAAGUUGUUUAAAGCUUUUGAGGUUCAAAGUCUCUUAGCAAAAGUGAUAACGAAGCUCCUGUGUUGCUGCUGAUCGUGUUUGUUCUUGACCAACCAAAGCUUGUGUUUCCCUGGCGACGGCUUUUCCCGCUGGCCCAGGAGUGCACGGAGUGCAGGUGGUGCCGGUGUGGGGGCCUCCAGAGGAGGAGAAGGAGAUGCGGUGGGACCCCGGCAGGCAGCUGUGCCUCCACCUCUCUUUCUCUUUGUGUUAAGUCUGUUGCUGCCUCCAAAUCCUGAGGCAUAGCUAGAUUUAUUUAUUACCAUAUUUAUUUUUGUUAAGCACAUUUCAUUUUGCAUUUGGAACAGUUCCCAUCUGUUUCUCAGAAGGCUUCCCACCUGUUCUGAGCCACAGGGCCACCUUUGUGUGGAGUUAAAGGAGGAUUUGAGAAGGCAGGCCAUUGCAUUCCUGCAGGUCAGUCCGGGAUCCGUGGGGGAGGAGCUGCAGCGCCCUCCCCGUUUGGGGAACAGCCCAGCGCUCCCCACACGGCAUCCUGCUGGGGAUGGAGCACCGAGGAACCCAGGCUUCCUGCCCUUUGUCCCCUCUGACUUGCCCUUCCCCUCAGCUGGCUCCUUCACGUGUGGAGGCCUCACCCAAGCCUCUCCCUGUGGGAGCAGAGCCCCUCCCAGUAGCUCUGUGGUAGCCACUGCUCCCGUGCCCGCUCUCCCCUGGGAGCAAAGGCCCAAGUAGGACAGGAUGCUGUGGGUGGCCAGCGCAUCUGCGGUCUCCGAGCAGCGUCAUACCUCCAUCAUUUUAUAUUUGCAAGUGCAUUUUGUAGAGGAUUACACUGGCCAAAAUUUAUAUAUCUUGUAAGAAAUUCCUUUUGUGACGGUCUAUCUCAGUGACUGUCUGAUGCAAAACAGAUGUGCUGUGUGCGUCAUUCCACCCGAGUGACCGCUCUUUCAUCAUCCACGUCGAACCACGCCUUAGCUAAUUGAAUAUAAUCUUUGUAAAAUAAUUUUCUACAGAGCUGUUUUCCAGUGAGCUGAAGACUUCUCGCAUUUCCUGUGUAUCACUAUUAUUUUCUGACUUUCUCCUGAAAUGUCUCGAAUGAGCGUCAGGCCCUGCAUACCAAGCUCCCAGGGGUAACACUUGUUCAUUUUGUGUUCCUGCCGGGAGAGUCCUUUUGCUUGCGUUCUCUGGAACCCCAGUCCUCUGUGUCAGGUAUGCCCGAGGGACUUGUUCCUGUCACCUCUGUCUGCCUGCUGCCAUGUUGUCAGUCAGUUUGGAAGUUCUGGGCAUGCUGCCAUUUCAUUCCGUGCUGAGUUUUCCUCAACAGUCUCUCUUUUGUUGUUGUUGCAUUAGCACAAAACAGCUAAAGGAAGAUAUCUUCAUGUUCUAAUUCAUUUACAGUUCUCGUAUGAAAUUUCUGAAAUUGAACUUUAGAGAUGAACUAUUAUUCACCGAGGCACAGUGAGUCGCUGAGAACUGGUAGAUGUAAGAGGUGGCCAUUUCAUCCGUCCCUCCCUGCCCAAGUCUGUAGGACUGAACAGUGAGAUGACAGUUGUUUGCUCUUAUCCUCAUUCUGUACUCUUGAGGAGAAAUAAAUUGUUAACAGUCAGCUUAAAGAAAGCACUUCACAGUAGGGGAGAGAUGAGAGGCGUCUGCACAGGUUACCUGGGCUCUUCAUUUUGUUGAGUUUUGCUGCUUUGUUGAGGGAUGGGGCUUUUAAAAAGGAAGACGUGUUUAAAGUUAAUUUUUUCCAACUUUGUAUUAUGAAAAAAUUCCAGCAAAAAAGAAAAUGUAGUUGAAGUAUAAACACACACACACCCAUACACACCCAUACAUGCACAUCCACACACACAUGGAUUUUUUAAAAAAAGCAAACUGCCAUUUUUUAAACAAAGGUGACUGUUUCUGUUUCUCUGGACAAGUGUCCAGCUGCAGAAUGUUCCUUGCACAGACACAGCAGUGUCCUGUGUCAGAGAGCCCCCGAGUUUCAGCAGACUCCUUCCGUUCACCAUGGGUUCCCUGGGAGGAGGUCUCCGCAGAAACCUCUCUUGGUGCUGGGUUCCCCCUUCCGUCCGCCUAGCCUCUGCUGUUCUCUUAGUUGGCACAUCACUGGGCAGGCCAUUGUGAACCUGCCCUGGAAGGACUUUAUUCCAGCCUCUGUUGAGUUAGACACGUCCUCAGGACUCUGAAAAAUAAAACUCAGACCGUGUGGCUGGCGCCACGGCUCACUAGGCUAAUCCUCCACCUAGCGGUGCCGGCACACCGGGUUCUAGUCCCGGUCGGGGUGCCAGAUUCUGUCCCGGUUGCCCCUCUUCCAGGCCAGCUCUCUGCUGUGGCCCGGGAGUGCAGUGGAGGAUGGCCCAAGUGCGUGGGCCCUGCACCCCAUGGGAGACCAGGAGAAGUACCUGGCUCCUGCCAUCGGAUCAGCGCGGUGCGCCGGCCGUAGCGCACCGGCUGCAGCGGCCAUUGGAGGGUGAACCAACGGCAAAGGAAGACCUUUCUCUCUGUCUCUCUCUCACUGUCCACUCUGCCUGUCAAAAAAAAAAAAAAAGAAAAAAAAAAACAACUCAGACUGUGGAUAACGUGUGGUAGCUUUGUCAUGGAAAGAGGCAGCAAGUUACAGUGACGCCAUCUUUAGUUAUUUUUUUUCCUCAAUGAAUUGGUUCAUGUGCUUUAAAAAGAUUUUUAUUAUUAAUUUAGGAAAGAAAAGCUCAGACUUUUUAAAAAGGUGUAUAUUGUCCCAUUAUAAGAUGGAACUGGAAGGAUUAAAUAUGUAAGCUCACUAUCUUAUAUUAAUCACUGAAAUUAGAUAUUGUACAAUUUAUAAUCCAUAGGAAAUUAUUAGAGUUUAUGGCAUUUUUUGGAAAAUUUAUUUAUUUAUUUGAAGGUCAGAGAGGGAGAUUCUCCGUCUGCUAAUUCACUUCUCCAGGUAGCCAUAACAGCCAGGGCUGGCUGGCAAGGCUAUCCCCAGGAGCCAGGAGCUUCAUCUGGGUCUCCCACAUUGGGCGAUCUUCCACUGCUCUUCCCAGGUCAUCAGCAGGGAACUGGAUUGAAAGUGGAGUAGCAGGGACUCGAACCGGUGCCCACUUGGGAUGCCAGCAUCACAGGGGGUGACUCUACUUGCUGCACCUCCACACCACCCCCCAGAGCUUGUUUUUGAUGAGCCCUACCCAGUCGCUCUUUAAGAGAAUUAGCUGAGGGGCUGGUGCAAUGGCGUAGCUGGUAAAGCUGCCGCCUGCAGUGCCGGCAUCCCAUAUGGGCACCGGUUCAGGUCUCAGCUGCUCCACUUCUGAUCCAGCUCUCUGCUGUGGCCUGGGAAAGCAGUAGAAGAUGGCCCAAGUCCUUGGGCCCCUGCACCCUUGUGGGAGACAUGAAGGAAGCUCGUGGCUUCGGAUCAGCGCAGCUCCAGACGUUGCAGCCAAUUGGGGAGUGAACCCACUGGAUGGAAGAUCUCUCUCUCUCUCUCCCAUUCCUUCUCUCUCUGUAACUCUGAUUUUCAAAUAAAUAAAUCUUUUUUUUUUUUUUAAGAGAGAGCAUAUUAGGUGAAACCCAAACCUUAGGGCCUGUGUUUUUAUAUUUGCUUUUUAAGGCCUGUCUGUGCAAAUGGUUGCUUUUUAACUGUGAAGACUGUGAUUUUAAGGUAUGCAGCUGAGUGAUCCUAAUAUCUACAUAAACAUUUUUUGUUUUCAUGGAGACUGAGGGAGGGGCAUGGAUUAAACAGUUUUGUGCUGUUCCAGACUGCCUAUUAAAAAUGGAUAUAGCAAAGCAUGAAAGAAUAAAAUGAGGGGGAGAGGAGAGCAAAGCUGUUGAAUAGACCCCAGAAUUCUGCUCCUGUCCUGGUUUCGUUGACUGCUUUAGUUUGCAUUUUGUUGGCUGGAAUCGUUCUUUAAGUCAGAAGCCUUCCUGGUUCUCACUGUUGCUUGCUCAGGAAAACCCAAGCCUGCUUGGCUGUCUUUCCUGAUGGGAUCGACUUUAAAAAUAUUCCGAGUAGGUUUCCUCUGCUGCAAGUACUGCUGAUGAGAGGACUGACUUCACCUCUCUGUUCCGGAGAAGGCUCGUGGGUGACACAGGCCGGAGCUGUAGUCGCAGCUAGCUUUGACUGUUACCAGGAAGGGGGUGAAAUGGGUUCAUUUUGACCAACGUCACAGAAGAGCCAAAAACUACCAUUGAGUUUGUGGAAACUCCUGUAGGCCCGCCUCCCUGUAAUGUGUAUGCCGUGGCCACAUAGCAGUAAAUGGAGUGUAUCAGUUUUCUCCUGUUGACAGCUGUCAUUCAGAGUUUGUCCUGGAGCUAGCAGGUGCCCACUGGCCCCUUCACCUAGUUUCUUUCCAUGUGGCCAAAAGUGUGGAAUGCCUAGAAACCUGAAUCUGCUGGAAGGGGAAAGCACCUUCCCUCCAGGAUCCCAUUGGUUGAAAAUAAUUAGAAAGUGAGUUUCUGUUGGAAGGAAGGUAAUUUCAUUUGGUUGUUGUUGGGAGGGAUAGCUAGGUAAGGGACUGGUGUUCUUUCUAGAGACCAAGUCAUUGUAUUCCGUGUGUAUUGGACUGUGCUCCGGGAGUCAUGAUGCACGCUUCUUUGGGAAUGUAAGGAGGGAAUAGGUGUCUAAAGCCAGUCACUCUCUGGGUACCUUCUUUCCACUGUCCCAAGUUCCCUUUGUUCCUGGUGGCCCUCCUUGUUCCUGGUGGCCUCUCUUCUGGGAAGGGGAGGAGGCACUCACUUUGUGUCUGGUGAUGGUUGGUGGCAGCCACACCCACCCAGCACCUGUUGACAUCCCAGCUAUUUAGGUUAAGGUAGCCAGCUGUUGUGACCCCAAGGGUUAGAGAAACUGCAAAGCCUUGUGUGUCCAGAUCAGAAACCCUCUGAAGUGUUUCGGUGUCCCUGCUUUGAACCAGGAAGGCCACACAAAGCCCUUCCUGGUUGACUCCCUUGUGCCUAAGCUAAGAAAACACAGCCGCCUAAAGCCUGCAAUGACUCCUUUACAAAUAGUCGUUCCUCAUGGACCAAGUCCAGAGGCGAGACAUUGGCUUUGAAGUUAUGGGUCCUAAUCACCGUGCCCUCGAAACCUAGAGAUGCAGCCGCCUUCUUAAACUCCUCAGCGAGCUGUCGUUUCAAGUUGCUGGUUUUGGCUUAUCUGGGGGGUAAAAGAACUGUGAGAAUGACUUUCAGGGCACAAGGUGUGUUUUCUGAAGUUCUGACGUUUGGGUUGAUAGGUCAUCGUACAGAGCGUUACCGAAGAUUUGCAGUCAGUUUAAGGGACCUCUUCCUGAACUCUACCACUCAGGGUCAAAAUGCCUACUCUGCAGCGCUCUUUGUUUUUGAUUAUUACAAUUGAUUCUAAGUCCAGGCUGAGAAUCACCUGGAAAAUAUUAUCUUAAUUCCUUCUCUCAUGUCCUCAACAGUACAUUUUACUAAGAAAAUCCGUAUUAUAAGGAUCACCUGUGACCUUCUCCGAGCUUAUUGUCUUGUAAGUGAAUUAUCUUUCACUUGACGAAGCUGAAUGAUUUCUGUUUUGCUGUAUGAGCGCGCGAGUGCAGAUCGGAGGAAGCAGUCUUGUAACCAGGACUUCGGUGUUCCCAUUUCCCUUUACGAACGAUGGGAAGUGAUUUGAAAUUCCCAGCAGUAAGCCGCUCUGGAAUCAAAGUGAUGGACAGAAAAACCAGACUUUGGGUAAUUAGAACAGAGGGAGGAGCUUGAAGGUCGUCUCAGUGACCCUGGGCCAACGAACCUCUGUUUCCAAAGGGCCUGCUGUGGCGCCACGGCCGCAGAUCUGUCCGGGAAUGGAAAGAAGAUCGUGGCUGGCGCCGCGGCUCACUAGGCUAAUCCUCCGCCUGUGGUGCCGGCACACCGGGUUCUAGUCCCGGUUGGGGCACUGGAUUCUGUCCCAGUUGCCCCUGUUCCAGGCCAGCUCUCUGCUGUGGCCAGAGAGUGCAAUGGAGGAUGGCCCAAGUGCUUGGGCCCUGCACCCCAUGGGAGACCAGGAGAAGCACCUGGCUCCUGGCUUCGGAUCAGCGUGGUGCACCGGCCAUAGUGCGCCGGCCGCGGCGGCCAUUGGAGGGUGAACCAAUGGCAAAGGAAGACCUUUCUCUCUGUCUCUCUCUCUCACUGUCCACUCUGCCUGUCAAAAAAAAAAAAAAAAAAAAAGAUCGUGUGGUCUUGGUAAGUAUUUCAGCGGUGGGAAGCCCUGAGAGUGUUCUUUCCUCGCUGAUGUCUGCUUCCUGCCUGAUGCUGAUGCCAUAAAAGGAUCUGGAGGGGAAAUGGUGUCACCGUCUUGUUCUUUUUUUUUUCCUUCUAAAAAACACAAGUAUCCAGUGACUUGUUGUGCUUGUUCCCAAUCAUGAGAAAUGCUGUCAGCAGCUACGAUUUCUAAGUCCAGAGCUCUGUACCAAAUUGUUACUGAAUUCUUAUAUCCUGCAGAGUGGUUUUCCUUUUAAAAUCCCUAUUUAUAACCCUGUGGCAUUGACUAUGUUACUGUGGUACACUGAUGACCCUGGGCUGCGGUUCUUGUGGUUUUCUAUCAUGUAACAGUUUUGUGAUGCUUUUGUGCAUUCUUUGUCGUCUCUUCGAGUUUUGAAAUCUGUCAUAAAUAAACUUUUUCACUAUGCACCUGAAA